This is a messenger RNA of Trichophyton rubrum CBS 118892, 2633 nucleotides long. RefSeq lists its product as uncharacterized. The transcript has a single exon. The coding region runs from base 558 to 2414 and encodes 618 amino acids. Lineage: Eukaryota; Fungi; Ascomycota; Eurotiomycetes; Onygenales; Arthrodermataceae. The record is from RefSeq and is a predicted model, not a curated record.
GCCAUCUAUAGAGACACAGCAGCAGCAACUUCAACAGCUUCAAGAGCUUCAACAACAUGAUCAGCCUGCCUCACGGCCUGUCCGGCCUUCACUAAUUCGCCAUUCGACGAGCAAUACCUCGAGCAGCACUGUCGAGCAGAGGAGGAGACGGCGGAACCCCACUCAGCAUCUCCGGCCGGCGCUGAGCUUUGGGGAUACGGAUUAUCAGCAGUGGGAUGCCAGCGUUCUCGACAAGGACGACGGCCUGGAUCUGGUGGACGAACAGGAUGCUCUACUGGAAACUCCGGGAGAAUCUGGCGAAGGAGGCGGCCAACAACUGGGCUAUACCAGCACUUCUCUUGCGCCGGGACAAUGGCGUCGAAUUACGGCAGACGAGCCCGGUGUGAUGGUAGAGCCUAUGCAAACAGACGGGCUGCAAGGAAGCCAUGCGGAUACCUCGUUCCAUACCCAUCCACUCGCGGCUGCCCAUGUUGAAGAGCUGAAGGACCAGAUUGAACAGGUAUGGGCUUUUAUCUAUACCUACCGAUUGCUGAAGAUACAGGAAGCUAAUUGUAUACAUGUUAAAAAAAAUAAAGCUGACUCGAGAGCGAGAAAGGCUUGCUCAAGAACUAGCAGCAGCAACGGCUUCAGAGGAAGCACGAGCUGGCGAGAUUGCCAUUAUUCGGGCUAAUCAGUUAAAACUUGAAAAGAAUCACAACCGCCAAAUCUCUGCUCUGAAAAGCGCCAUGGAAGAGGAAACCAGGAAAUACCGAGCAGAGAUUGAAGCGGCUCUGAUGGAGAGCAAGCGGCUGGCUGCUGAAAACGGAUUUCUCAAGCAUGAUUUGCAAGAAGAGGCCUACCGCGCUUCUAAACUGCAGCAUAACUUCCGGAACAAGCCCAAGGAUGAUAAGCCGCAUCCUGCAACCCCAAGGAAGACCAAGUCCCUGCCUCUCAGGGACGGAUUUGAUGACGAUGAGCUCAUGGUGUCUCCUUCAAAGUCUGCCGGAAGGAGAUCCAAGCGAGGGACCCCAAUGACGUCGAACAAGCGGAAACGCGCAGUUGAUGAUUCCCCAAUACCUCUUGCGCUUCAGCUGAGCCAGUCUCUCGGGGGUACUGCUGAUGAUAAUGGGAACGCUGAAACUCCUGGAGGAGGAAAAGAAGAGACCCUUGCAGAGAGCCAACAAAAGCAGCAGCAGCAGCAGCCCAAGCGAGAGGACCGCAACAUGCGGUACAUGCGGCUUAUCCUUAACCACCGUACAUACCCAAGGAAUGCUCCUGAUAUGGAAGUGUUUUCGAGCAUGUAUUUCCCGUCCGAGCCGGACCGCAAGUUCUCGUCGAUUGUCAUACAAUCGAUUACCGCGCAAAGCAGCAGCAACUAUGCGGUGGACUAUACCAAGGCCAUAGCGUCGUUAUGGUCACGCUCUUUGAAAGAGCAUUUCCACAGCCCUAUUGCCAUGUUCAUGUCAAUAGUGAAAUUCAUACUUCACCUAGAUCUGCAUAAGCUGGCUCCCUGCGUCAUCGAGUCUAUUGUGCCAGUGCUCCAGAACUCCGGAUACAUCAAUGGCGUGCCUCGGUUCACCAGUUCUCCUGUAUCGCACGAAAACCUGGGGAAGGUCAAGAGGACGCCUCAGAAAAAGCUGGACCACCGUGUCAGCUCCACAGAGGCACUCGAGAUACUCUACCUGAUUGUCAGCGGCUGCCAGCAGAACAGACAGGCCCUGGAGCUGUUCUGGCGAUGCGUGGGAUACGACUUUAUCCUGAUCAUGUUGAAUUCCUACCAGCAGCUCAACGAUAUUAUUCUGACGUUGAAGAUUCUAGCCUGUGGCCAGCUGGCCAACACCUUUGGACCAAUCUGUGACUCGGAGUCGCAGCAGCUAGAACAUGAAAAGUACAUCAUUGACAGGGCAGCCAACCUGCUUAGCGAGCUGCCAUCUUCCGAUGAGGGAGAGAAACCGUACACGGCCUGGGAAAUCACCACUCUGCGGGUUGAGGUGAUGCUGUUCCUGAACGAGAUUGCCUUUUCAAUACCAAAUCCAGAACGGAACCGGCUUGGUAAAAUGAUUGCCUCACAUCCGAGUGCUCUAGCCCGUGCCUUUCGGUCUAUGCAUGAUGAGCUUGAUGCUAUGUAUUCGAACCCCCCAGAGCGGGACUUACACGCCACUUUGGUCAACGGUCUGACCCGCUUUGUAUAUGGUAUUAUCAAGUUGUUCCCUGGCCAGGUCGACCUACCUUCACGGCUCCGUGCUGUACCAGGGGCGGUACAGAAACACCUUGUUGUUCUGACCCGUUUGGCAUUCAGUGAAGGAUUGCUGCUAGAAGCCGGAAUAUCUGAUCAGACUGUUGAGAUGGCCCAUGAGUUGCUAGAGGAGGCUAUCAACCCACAGGAAGCAGAGGCACUGGUAGAGGCAUUUCGAUCAAGCAAGGCAGAUGAAUGAUACGGUGCCAGCCAUUUUAAGGUGAUGACCUUCCGUGAGGUUCUAGUCUUCCUUUCUACUGUGCUACAUAUCUUAAUGUAGCGCAGUGGACAGACAUUCAAAAAGAAGACCUAUCAUGUCCCGCUCAUCUAAAGGGAGCCUCCAUUGAAUGUCCUUCAGAAGCGGGUUCCGGAUGGUUAUAUAUAUGUCCUUUACUAAAGGAGGCAGCUCACUUUGAGC